This is a messenger RNA of Wyeomyia smithii (pitcher-plant mosquito), 3999 nucleotides long. RefSeq lists its product as uncharacterized. The coding region runs from base 1431 to 3479 and encodes 682 amino acids. Gene Ontology annotation, biological process: regulation of microtubule polymerization or depolymerization. NCBI's taxonomy places the organism in Eukaryota, Metazoa, Arthropoda, Insecta, Diptera, Culicidae. The transcript is spliced from 13 exons. The record is from RefSeq and is a predicted model, not a curated record.
UCCGAAUCAAACAGAAAAGGUGUUUGUGAACGCAACCAUGAAAUCAUCGCGUUCGGUUUGUUUUGAUUGCUCAUCCACCUGUGCCUCGCUGCGGUGGUGACGGCCUGCCGUCACCAGGUCGCAGAGUGAUAGUGUAUUUGGCUGCGUCAUUGCUUAGCAACGCAGCGUGGUUCAAUGCAAUUGACAUCGCGUUGGUUAGGCGAUUUUUCGGACAGGUGGAUGCAAAGGGAGGUGGGAAAAUGUGCUUAAGGGUCAAUUUGACAGUUAACAGUGAGGAAGGCUGUUAAUUUCACGAGUGGAAUGCAGCCUUAGCAUGUUUUAGUGAACAUUUCAAGUAGAAAAAUACUGCUUACACAACGAGGUCAAGUACAACCAAAACUAGUUCGUUCUAGUACUAGUUUUAGGGUUUAUGAAAUAAUAAAUCGUUUGCUCGUGAACGUUUGCGAGCUGAAAAAUAACAACCGAAAACACGAACACUGGCAGCGUACAACAAAUAAACAGUCCAUUCAGUAGAUCGCAAACCGGUUCGACAGACGUGUGCAAAUUUUCAAAAAUAUCUUUGCGAAAUUGCCGUCUUCAUAUGCGUAUAUUCCACCGCAAUCCGUGGCAUCUCUGGUCUGAAUUCCGUAGCUGCUCUUGGCGAACAUCAAUAAAAAAAAAAUAAAAAAAACUGCACCAACAUCAGAUAAACAAAGCCGCCAAUGGAUAUACAUUUGCAUACUCUUCGCAGAUCAUCAUCCCGAUCCACUUAUCAUCCACCAUCGCAAAUGCGACGGGAAAGGAAAGCUCGAUUCUGUUUUGAUUUUUAUUCGUGACGUCAUGCGUUAGCUAUUGGCCACCUGCGCCUGCUCAGUUUUGCCAUAACAAUCAGUGCUACCAGACAGCACUCCUUUCGUGAAGAAUUGAUACGUUGAAUAGCUUCCAACACUGCUCCUUUCGCAGAGUUUUCCAACCAAACGACCGGUUUAAAAUUAGAACAUUCGAAUCGCGUGUUGGUGGAAAAUCGUUGGACACGGAUCGGCCCAACUUUGCACAUCACUCGCAUGCCCACGACCACACAUUCAAUCCCACGCAAAUCCCGUCAUCUUCCAACCCGUCGGUUGGCCACAAGCCAGAGCGCAAAGAGCGUCUGAGGAAAUCGAAAACCCCGACCGUGGAUGGAAAUUCUCUUGCGUUCGCUGUUCGUGCCGAAACAAUCCCCGAAACCAGACCUAUAUCGUGGACGGCGACUUGACUAGAAGCUCAGAACAUCUUCGAACGGCGUCCGAGACAGAACUCCGAAGCAAUAACCAGAACAGUGUGUGGUGCCUCGAAAAGUGAGAAGACAGAACCCAUCCGUCCGAUCACACAGUAGUGAGAGCAAAAGUGCGCUAGUGUAUUUGUCCUCCCAAACCUCGGAAGCCCUUGCAGUACGCGGAACACUACCGAAAAUGGUCUACGAUAGCGACUACUACACCACCCGCCGGGUCGGUUCAACCUACACCCGCCCGACCAUUUCGUCCUACACAGUAACGACUCCGCUGCGAUAUUCUGGAAUUUCUCGCUUCGAUACAUUCACCACUACCACCACAACGUACCGCAACCCAAUGCCAUAUAUUGCCCAUAAGCGCAUUGUUCCAGUGUCACGAUUUUCCACCACGCCGUCCAGGGUGAUGGUUUCACCGGUGCGAGUGUUCGGUUCGCCUGUCCGCGUCCUGGGAUCGCCGGUGCGGGUUCUCGGUUCGCCGGUUCGCGUCAUCAGCUCGCCCGUGCGAACCGUGGUCCGAGCCGUUCGGUCUCCGGUACGCGUUAUUUCCUCACCGGCGCGGAUCGUUGCGAUCCGCUCGUCCUAUCUGCGUCCGUCGAUCGUCAACAAAGAAUUCGAUCGUAUCGAGCGUAAAUACCGAGCCAGUCCCGUAAGUAGCGCCCUCGAGCAGUAUUACAACUCGCCCUCAUACUUGGAAUACGACGACGAGAAACGGGAAAUUCGCAACUCAGCCGCACUGCUGCUGCGUCAGUUGAAUGAUCCAGUGCCACGGCUGAUGCCUCCACCGGUGAAAACGGCAGUGCCGGUCUCCGAACCAAACCUCAAAAAAUGGGUAUACGAUCCAUUCAGCCAGCACAACAAGUACAACGCUGACACUUACGUGAAGAGCACCAUCACCGAUCCACUGCGCAGUGUUGCCCGGGACAUCGAAGCCAUGUCCAGAUACCAUUCGCCGGCCUCUCGCUACGUCGAGUACGUCCUGCUGGAUGACAUACUGUGGCGUUACACUUAUUACGUCGAUGACAAUGGCAAAAAUCACUUGGCCAGUACGCGCAUAAUCGGAUCGCAGGCCUACCCGAAGACCAAGCCCCGAAUUUAUAACUAUGACACGGCCCGGGUCGGCAGAGACGUCAAUGUCAUGUCCCACUAUAAGUCGAACCGCAGUCAGGCCAAAACCGACGUCGAGGAAGUGAGAUUAAAUCCAGCCCGGCCGACGCGUAAGUUCAACAACCCCAAGCUGUACGACGAUCCAACCGAUCCGAAGCUCCAGGACAAACAGAGUAAGAUCGACCGGGUAGCCGAGCUGAACAAGAUACGCUACGAGCCGGUCAACCUCGAACGGGAACGCGUUAAAGCGCUCGAAGACGCCAAGAAGAAGGAGGAGGAAUCGAUCGAGCGGGAGCGGAAACGACAGGAAGAGAAAGUGAUCCAGGAAGAGGAAGCUCGGCUGGCAGCCGAGGAAGCCGAGCGCAAACGCCUCGAGGAGGAGAAACUAGCCGAGGAGGCUAGGCUCGCGGAGGAGCGACGGAUGGCCGAGGAGGCACGGCUUGCCGAAGAGGCGCGACAGGCUGCGGAGAAGAAAAAGAAAGCAGCCGAGAAGAAGCGCAAGCAGCAAGAGGAGGAAGAGAAGAAACGACAGCUGGAGCUGGAAGAGGAACGCAAACGAUUGGAAGAGGAGGAGCGCAAACGAAAAGCUGAGGAGGAAAAGAAACGGUUGGAGGAAGAAGAGAGAAAGCGUAAGGAGGAAGAGGAGAAGAAACGUGCUGAAGAGGAGGAACGUAAGCGCAAAGAGGAAGAGGAAAAGAAGCGCUUGGAAGAAGCGCGACUGGCCGAGGAAGCUCGCCUUGCCGAAGAAGCUCGCCUUGCCGAGGAGGCUCGCCUCGCCGAGGAAGCCCACCAGGUCGAAGAGAAGAAGCGGAAGGAGGAAGAGGAAACCCGAAUCACCGAAGCGCAAAAGAUUCGUGAGGAUGAACUCACACGGUUGAACGAGCUGGAGAAGCAAGCCAUCGAGGAGGACAAUGAAGAACUGGUCCGGGAAAUCGCCGAAUUGAAAGCAAUUGCACAGUCCGAUGAGGAACUGCUGAAGCGUCAAGCGGCAAAACUGGAAGAUGCACCAGCUGCCCCGGAAGUUGCCGCAGAAGUGCCACCAGCGGUAGUGCCGGAAACAGCCGAAAGUGCGGAAGCCGCUACCGCAGACAGUACGGCUGAGGAGGUCCCGGCUCCUGAGCAGUAGCCACAACGCAUUAUAACAUAACAAAAUAAGAUGCCAAAUGUUUAACGUGUUUUGAUAAUUGUAUAAAUCGAAGCCUUAUCAACCUUAUAAAAAUAAUUUAUAAUGAAAGACACUAACGACAAUCGGAUGGAAACUUUCCCGAUUGCAAUCGAACCCGACGACCAAGGGAAAUCAGAACCGAAAAAAUUCUACUCGUGUUACUCUAAAAACUCUAGACAUUCACAUAAUGCAUCUCCAGCGUAUUUCGUACCAUGCAAAGCAGUGAGGGGUAUAGAUGCAGACUGUCUAUACUGGACCCUUCAAAGAACAGCAUGGUUCGACAUUUGUGGAUGGAGACAAAGAUAAUAUCUACCAGUGCAUUUUUCCGCAGCUUACAACUCGAUUCCUUCAUUAUCACCCUCUCGAAAACACACACACAAACGCAUCUUUAAGCUGACGGUCAAAAUUUAUUGUUAACACCCAUCCUUGUAUAAUUGCAGCACAUAUGUUAAGUUUGCAAAUAAACAACUUUCGAAAUCUA